CACUGACAGCAUUCAGGCAAAAAUCGAGGGGCUACACAAAGAGAAGACAAACCUCCAGACUAACAAAACAACUUUGGAGGAAAGCUGCAGCAGAUGCCCACCAGAGUGGAUGUUACUGAAAUCGUCCUGUUAUCGUUUUGCUCACCAUGAAGUGGCUGCCCAGAAGAACUGGUCGGACAGCAGAGCAGACUGUAUUCGUCAAGGCGGCGACCUGCUUGUGAUCAAUAAUUUGGAGGAACAGCAACUCAUGAGUGAGAACUUUGUGAGGAAGAGCAGCAGCAACAUAUGGUGGGAGAACGGAUACUGGAUGGGCCUCACCGACCUGGUGUCGGAGGGAACCUGGGUUUGGAUUAACAACGUGACCGAGGCGGAGACGAUGUACUGGAGAAACGGACAGCCGAGCCACGGAGAACCUCAGAGCGGGAACUGUGCUGCUAUUUAUUACUACCACGAUAGUAUGAAGUCGUGGUAUAAUGCUAACUGCCAACAUCCGCUGAGCUUCAUCUGUGAGAUGAAAGCACGUGCGGCUCUCGGUUUAACUGUCAAAAUGGAGGGCAGAGAACAUUCCGGGGACACGUUUGAAGCCACAUACAACAAACUGGCUUCUCCCAAGGACCUGAGUGCAGAUGAGCACCCGCUCUACCCGAACCGAGGGAAGCAACAAGUCUCCAUGUCCACAGUGAGACCUGAAUACGGUCUGAAUCACUACAAAGUGCUUGCAGUGAGCCUGGCGGUGCUCGCGGUCGUUCUGCUAGCAGUCGAUAUCGGCCUGGGAGUCUACUAUCACAAACUCACUGAUGGGAACCAGAUAGUGACGGACAUCAGCGGUGAGAUUGCCAAACUGCAGGCGACUUACAACUCUGCAAUUCAAAGCAGGGAUGAGGCCAAGAGAGAACUCGCAAAAGAGGUCAGUGAGCACCAAAUUACCAAGUGGGAGCUCGAACACCAGAGCAGAAGAAACAAAGACUACGAAAAGCAGGUUGCCAAAAUUCAAGUGGACAUAGCCGUGUUGAAAUCCCACAUGCCCAUGCUUAAGGAGGGCUGCAAACACUGUUUACCAGGAUGGACGUUCCUGAACUCGAUGUGUUACUACUUGACCUUCUCCGACAGUACUUCACGCAAAACGUGGAUGGAUGCCAGACAGUUCUGCAAGAAGCGAGGAGGUGACUUGGUAGUGACAGACAGCAGAGAGAAGCACCUGGCAUUAGAAGAACUGAUAAAUAAUUACCAUGACUCCUCAAGAGCCAUUUCCCAGAGUGGCUACUGGAUCGGACUGAGAGACGUAGAGGAAGAAGGGACUUGGAAAUGGCUGGACGGGACAAGGCUCGCUGAGGGGUUCUGGAAUGAAGGAGAACCCAACAACCAGAACAAUGAAGACUGUGCAGCUAUGUAUCCCAGGAGCAACCCCUUCAGAGCUUGGAAUGAUGCUCCAUGCAGUUACAACCUGAAAUGGAUUUGUGAAAUGCCACCCAGGUCUGCGCUUUAAUGUAAUCAGAAAUGAGACUCGAACACAUCUUGUGAAUGUUUUUUUUUUUCUCUUUAUUGUACUGUCCAGACUACAAAAUGGCAAGAAAAUCUGAAAUACGAAAAAUACAUCUGAUUUAUGAAAUAAACUAGAAAAUGUAUGUGAAUUAUUUUACUAAAUCUUCACCUUUACUAUGUACAUAUGUGUUCCUGUACAAAUCUGUACACUGGGUUGCCAGUUUAUCAGUAAAAUCUCCACCUUCAUGUACAUUUUUAAGUCACCGUUACAUGUUUACUUGAAUUUGGUAUCGAGGCGCUUUGGUUCGAGCCGUUCCCAGAACUGCUGUCGUCUUGGCUUUUUCACACCCGACUGUUCUGGAGUUUUACAGCGAGAGGUGCGAAAAGCAAAGAACCACCAGUGACCAGCGAUCCUGUCUACAGCAGGGGUCAAUGGAGGAUGACCCAUCACAUCCAGACUGCGUUCAAUGGAAUAUAACACCUUAUAAACUGGCAGUUUAGUGUAACUCUACCAUUUAAUAAAUAAAAAACACAAACCCUG
Molecule: messenger RNA, 2023 nt
Organism: Stegastes partitus (bicolor damselfish)
Lineage: Eukaryota; Metazoa; Chordata; Actinopteri; Pomacentridae
Exons: 10
Coding region: 110-1486 (458 amino acids)
Source: RefSeq, a predicted model, not a curated record